Molecule: messenger RNA, 2931 nt
Organism: Arvicanthis niloticus (Nile rat)
Lineage: Eukaryota; Metazoa; Chordata; Mammalia; Rodentia; Muridae
Source: RefSeq, a predicted model, not a curated record
GGAACCGAGGGGCCUAUGGCUCCUGCUUCCAGAAAACCGAGUCUGCUGGGGAUCCCCAGUUCUUAUUGGGACAGGAGGAGCAGGCAUCUCCCGUUCUGUAACCCGGGUCUGGCGGUGAUGAGAAGCGAGUGGGUGUGUCCGCUUCCGCCCGCUGGCCUUCAGACGAAGCAGAGCUCCUGGAAGCGGUACUUUGUUCCCGAAAUGGGUUUUGUUUGCACGGCAUCCCGGCGCUAGAAGUACAACUUUGCAGCCAGGGCGCCGGGCAGCUGGGUUGGUGUCGGGGUGGGGUUGGGGGGGAAGGGCAGGUCCUGCCCACAGCUCUCGGCACAGCUUGGCGGCGGGGCCGGCGGAGUUCCCACGGGUCGUGGGCGGCAGUGCGAUCAGCACCGUCUGGGUCCCCGGCUGGCGACGACGCUCCGGGAAGCCCGUCCCGCCCUCGCCCCGGAUCCUCCUCUUGGCGGCUUAGGGGGCUAAAAUUUGUCAGGAACCAAGCCCAAAACUUUCCCUCGAGCCCCGCUUUCCUUUUGUCUUUCUUGGCGGCGGUGGAGACGCCUUAGCUGCGAUCCCUUGUCCUGGCCUCGCUCACCGAGUCUCACCCGUACCCUAGAAGGACAGGGGUGCUGGGACUCCGCGCGUCUGAUGGCGGCGGCCGCGUCCCCCAGAUGCGCGAGUCAGGGCGCCCGCACCCCGGCCUGACUCAUCCUCCCGCGGUGACCGCACCGCGUCCUCAACCGGAGCCACAUGGGGAUGUGAAGUGAGACCGUGGCUGCCCGCGGCUGCCCAGAUUCCUCUUGACGCCCCCGACCCCGCCGGCUCCCCCGCUGGUCCCCCGAGACGCACUCCAUCGCGACAACUGAGAGAGGGGAGAGCCCCGAGAGGCCACCGGAGCCCAGAGACCCGGCGCUCGGGACAGAGCACAAGAGGAAGCUAUGAUAGCCACUGGUGGGGUCAUCACUGGCCUGGCGGCCCUGAAGCGGCAGGACUCUGCCAGGUCCCAGCAACACAUCAACCUCAGCCCACUACCUGCCACCCAGGACCAGAAACCAGUCAGACGGCGACCAAGAGCUGACGUCGUGGUGGUCCGAGGGAAAAUCCGACUUUAUUCUCCAUCUGGCUUUUUCCUCAUUCUGGGAGUGCUGGUGUCCAUCAUAGGAAUCGCCAUGGCAGUUCUUGGAUAUUGGCCCCAGAAGGAGCAUUUUAUCGAUGCAGAGACCACACUGUCCACCAACGAGACCCAGGUGGUUCGGAACCAGGGCGGUGUGGUUGUGCGCUUCUUUGAGCAGCAUCUCCACUCCGAUAAGAUGAAAAUGCUUGGCCCAUUCACCAUGGGCAUUGGCAUCUUCAUUUUCAUCUGUGCCAAUGCCAUCCUUCACGAGAACCGCGACAAAGAAACCAAGAUCAUCCACAUGAGGGAUAUUUAUUCCACAGUCAUCGACAUUCACACGCUGAGGCUCAAGGAGCAGAAGCAGGCGAACGGCCUGUACGCAGGCUUGCUGGGAGACACCGAGGUGAAGCAGAAUGGCAGCCCCUGUGCAUCCAGGCUGGCUGCCACCACCUUGGCCUCCUUCUCAGGGAUGCGGAACAGCUUUCGGGUGGACAGCUCUGUGGAGGAGGAUGAGCUCAUGUUGACGGAAAGUAAGAGCCCAGGACACCUCAUGCCCCCGUUGCUAUCUGACAGUGCAGUCUCUGUCUUUGGCCUUUAUCCACCUCCAGCCAAGACCACCGAUGACAAGACCAGCAGCUCCAAGAAGUGUGACACCAAAUCGAUCGUGUCGUCAUCCAUCAGCGCUUUCACGCUGCCUGUGAUCAAACUUAAUAACUGUGUCAUUGAUGAACCCAGUAUAGACAGCAUCACCGAGGUUGCAGACAACCUCAAAAGUAGGUCCAGAAAUCUUUCAAUGGAUUCCCUCGUGGUCCCAGUGCCAAGCUCUGGUGAGUCCUUCCAGCCUGCCAGCACAUUACUCCCAAGAAAUAAUUCCGUUGGGGAGUCCCUAUCUAGUCAAUACAAGUCCUCUGUGGCUCUGGGACCCGGGCCUGGACAGCUCUUGUCUCCCGGGGCUGCAAGGAGACAGUUUGGAUCCAACACAUCCUUACAUUUGCUUUCUUCUCACUCCAAAUCCCUAGACUUAGACCGAGGUCCUUCCACACUCACAGUGCAGGCAGAGCAAAGGAAGCACCCGAGUUGGCCCCGGUUGGAUCGGAGCAACAGCAAAGGGUAUAUGAGACUGGAGAACAAAGAGGACCCAAUGGAUCGGUUGCUCGUUCCCCAAACAGCAAUCAAAAAGGACUUUACGAAUAAAGAGAAACUUCUUAUGAUCUCAAGAUCUCACAACAACUUGAGUUUUGAACAUGAUGAGUUUUUGAGUAACAACAUAAAGCGAGGAACUUCCGAGACAAGGUUUUAGUGUUUAGAAAUAGACCAUUUUCCACGGAGGUAUAUACGACUUUAGCCAGUGUUUGCCUCCUUAAAGCAUUGGUUGUAAGCCUUUUAAAAUCAAACAUCAGUGUGUUAGAAACGGCUGGUUCAUUCUGUAAUGAAGAUGGCUGUAUGUAUGGGUUCCUUUUCAUGCAGUACUGUAGAUUAUCAUGUGAGAUUUUUGUUUUCUCACUCUCUGAAAGCAUGAUUUCUUUUGUUGACGUAGAUGCAAAAUACCUGCAUUCAUAUUAAGAACUUGGCUUUACUUUCAGAUCCUAUCACCGAUGUUCAUCUUUACAGAGGGAAGUAGCCAGGACGGAAAGGGCAGAGUACCAGAGUGUAGACAAGUGUUAAAUUCAGGUCCAAAACUCAAUAAACAUAUUUAUAAACAAGAAGGAGUAUAGUCUUAAGAUGUGAUUUUCUGAAUUGUUUUAUACAGGAUUGCUUACAGUAAUUAACGGGAGAACUCAUUUCUGUUACAUCUGUUGUGAAUCAUACUCUGAACUCUUUAUGGG